CCUUAGAGGUUUGAUUAAAGACGUUUGAAGGUCGUUUGCAUCUCACUCUUUGCAGGUGUAACAAACAGAGGUAACCUGUGAAAGACUGGUUAUUUUGUAUAAAUUAUAGUCCAGCCCCUGCGGUUUUGGGGCAGACACAAGCCCAUUUCAUCUGUGAUUGGCACUCACACUGUGGGGGCUUGGCUGUGCCGCGUCCCAGGCUGGGCAGGAACCGCUCAGUGUGGGGCAGGCUCCCUCUAGCAUGGCCAACAACGUGCACAUGGGCGGGCUGCUCAGCCGCCACGACGAUGAGGCCACCAGGACCUCCACCUCCGAGGGGCUGGAGGAGGGUGAGGUGGAAGGGGAGACUCUGCUCAUCGUGGAGUCCGAGGACCAGGCUUCUGUGGAUUUGUCGCACGACCAGAGCGGGGACUCCCUGAACAGCGACGAGGGGGAGACGUCCUGGAUGGAGGAGAUGUCCUAUUACUGUGAGAAGUGCCAGAAGUGGAUCCCAGCAAGUCAACUGAGAGAACAGCUCAGCUACCUCAAAGGAGAUAACUUUUUCAGAUUCACUUGCUCUGAUUGCUCAGAAGAUGGGAAGGAGCAAUUUGAACGUCUGAGAUUAACGUGGCAACAAGUUGUCAUGUUGGCAAUGUACAACUUGUCUCUGGAAGGAACGGGCCGUCAGGGGUACUUCAGGUGGAAAGAAGACAUUUGUGCUUUUAUUGAGAAACACUGGACUUUCUUACUAGGGAACAGGAAAAAGACCUCAACAUGGUGGAGCACAGUUGCUGGCUGUCUCUCUGUGGGGAGCCCCUUGUUUUUCCGCUCGGGGGCACAGGAAUUUGGAGAACCGGGAUGGUGGAAGCUGGUUCAUAACAAGCCCCCAACACUGAAGCCUGAAGGAGAGAAGCUGUCUGCAUCUGCACUGAAGGCAAAAGCAGCUUCCAAGCCCCCGCUGGAUCCCAUCAUUACCGUGGAAGGCCUCCGGAAGCGCGUGAGCCGCAACCCCGUGGAGUCGGCCAUGGAGCUGAAGGAGAAGAGGUCCCGCACUCAGGAGGCCAAGGACAUUCGCAGAGCCCAGAAGGAGGCAGCCGGCUUCCUGGACCGCAGCACCUCCUCCACUCCUGUCAAGUUCAGCAGCCGCUGCCGCCGGCCCGACAUCGUGCUGGAGAAGGGAGAGGUCAUCGACUUCUCCUCGCUGAGCUCCUCCGACCGCACGCCCCUGACCAGCCCCUCUCCAUCCCCGUCCCUGGAUUUCUCCGCCCCCGGCACGCCCGCCUCGCACUCGGCCACUCCCAGCCUGCUCUCGGAGGCGGAUCUCAUCCCCGACGUCAUGCCGCCACAGGCGCUCUUCCAUGAUGAUGAGGAGCUGGAAGGAGACGGAGUCAUAGACCCAGGAAUAGAGUAUGUGCCCCCUCCCAGUGGGACAGCUGGUGCUGGCACCAUGAUAGCAAGCAGGAAAAAAGUGAAGACAGCUGAGCAGAUCAAGCAAGAGGUGGAGAGUGAAGAAGAAAAAACAGAACGGAUGGAAGGUGACAGUGAAGAUCCCGAAGAGUCAAACACACCCUUGCAGGUGAGAGGACGAGACAAGGGCAAGUCACAACUGGAGAGGGAUGCUAAGCCCAGAGUUCCCAAGCACACCUCAGUUAGCAUCUAUGAGGAGAAGCUGCUGCUGAAGAGACUGGAAGCCUGUCCCAAUGCUCUGAGCAUGACCCCAGAGGCCCGCAGGCUGAGGCGCAAGCUGCUGGUGAGGCAGGCCAAGAGGGAGAGAGGGCUCCCACUCUUUGACCUGGACCAGGUUGUGAAUGCUGCACUGCUCCUGGUUGAUGGGAUUUAUGGAGCCAAAGAAGGUGCUGUCUCCAGGUCCCCAGUAGGGCAAGCAACAUACAGAACUACUAGCCAGGACUUCAGGAUCUUGGACAGAUACCAGACGAUGCUGCCCGCCACGAAGGGAUACCGCCAGCAGACAAGCAGGUUCCUGUACCGCCUGGUAGGCUCGGAGGAGCUGCUGGCAGACCACAGUAUUGUCAGCCCUUACACCUCCCGUGUCCUUAAGCCUUACAUCAGACGUGAUUAUGAGACAAAGCCUCCAAAACUCAGGCUGCUGGCAGAAAUCCGGGCCAAUCCACACAGGAAUGAUCUCAACUGGAAGGCUGAGCCAGAAGCACCCAUUGAUUACUGCUACGUUCGCCCUAAUCACAUCCCCACUAUUAACUCCAUGUGCCACGAAUUCUUCUGGCCUGGAAUUGAUUUGUCAGAGUGCCUGCAGUAUCCUGACUUCAGUGUUGUUGUCCUCUACAAGAAGGUUAUCAUUGCCUUUGGCUUUAUGGUGCCAGAUGUGAAGUACAACGAGGCUUACAUCUCUUUUCUCUUGGUGCACCCUGAGUGGAGAAGAGCUGGGAUUGCAACCUUCAUGAUUUACCAUCUUAUCCAGACCUGCAUGGGCAAGGACGUCACCCUUCACGUCUCUGCAAGCAACCCUGCUAUGCUGCUCUACCAGAAGUUUGGAUUUAAGACUGAGGAGUACAUUUUGGAUUUUUAUGACAAGUAUUACCCCUUGGACAGCAAGGAGUGCAAGCACGCCUUCUUCCUCAGGCUGCGGCGCUGAGCUGUGGGAGGGCUCUGGGGAAAAGCCCAAUCCAUCCAAAAACUCCCCCAACUUUUGGUGGAGGAUGUUGGCUGCCACAGGAGAGCUGCAACACACUGGUGUGUUUAUCCCUAGGACUUUGGAUGUCAGCAAUGUGUGGAAAAAUGCAAUCCAAAAGGAUUGAUUCCUGUGCUCCAAGGGGAGAGGCCUGGAAAUGCCAACUAGGGUACACUGAAACCACUGGAAAAUUGAAAUUCCUAACUGGGAAUUUUCCUGCCACUGUUACUUUGGAGAGCCUCAUUAGCAAACAAAAAUACCAAACAACAUAGUGUUUCUCACUUCAGAGGGGCCCUAUGGAUUUCAAGUUUUGAAACCUGUCCAAAAAAUGUUGCGGGUUUUUUGUCUCUGUUUUUGUUUAUUAGCAAAAAAUGAACACCUAAACUGAAAC
Melospiza georgiana is the source of this 3017-nucleotide messenger RNA. It is a transcript of the gene KAT14, whose product is annotated as lysine acetyltransferase 14. NCBI's taxonomy places the organism in Eukaryota, Metazoa, Chordata, Aves, Passeriformes, Passerellidae. The transcript has 10 exons. The coding region runs from base 242 to 2590 and encodes 782 amino acids. The record is from RefSeq and is a predicted model, not a curated record. Gene Ontology annotation, molecular function: acyltransferase activity, transferring groups other than amino-acyl groups.